Fulvia fulva is the source of this 303-nucleotide messenger RNA. RefSeq lists its product as uncharacterized. Lineage: Eukaryota; Fungi; Ascomycota; Dothideomycetes; Mycosphaerellales; Mycosphaerellaceae. The record is from RefSeq and is a predicted model, not a curated record. The coding region runs from base 1 to 303 and encodes 100 amino acids. The transcript is spliced from 3 exons.
AUGGUCCACACGGAACUCAACAGCGAGGAGAGCUUCAAGAACGCGCUUUCGACCCAGGGCAAAUAUGUGCUCAUCUACGCACACGAGGAUGGCGUUAGCGAUGUUGCGGAGAAGUACUCCGAGCAGAACGCCGACAAGGUCGAUUCGUACCAGGUCGACCUGACCAAGAAUCCACAUGUCAAGCACAUCAUGGCCAUGGAGUCCUGGCCUACUGUUGUCGUCUUCAAGGAUGGUCAAGAGGUAAAGCGAGCAGUCGGUGCGAAGCCAGAGGACAUGCAGGCGAUCGGUGCUCUGUUCGCGUAG